AUGGCAACAAAGAAGAAUAGCGACUUUAUCAACGAGCCCAUGGGCGAUAAACCUGUCACUGAUGUAGCUGGGAUUGGACCUUCGUAUGGGAUGAAACUUGCCCAAAUUGGAUACGUUAAAGCUUCUGCUCUGUACGGACGAUUCCUUCAGCUUAAUAAAGAUGAAAGUUUGUUCACACAAUGGUUGAAGGAUGAGGCUGGAAUCCCUCUCGGACCUGCAAAGACUGCAUACAAUUGUCUUAAGGCUUAUGCCCAGAAGUUUCUCUGA
This is a messenger RNA of Haemonchus placei, 267 nucleotides long. The record is from the annotation of a GenBank genome assembly. NCBI's taxonomy places the organism in Eukaryota, Metazoa, Nematoda, Chromadorea, Rhabditida, Trichostrongylidae.